Messenger RNA from Sycon ciliatum, 4303 nucleotides. RefSeq names its product mucin-2-like. Gene Ontology annotation, biological process: cell surface receptor protein tyrosine kinase signaling pathway. The coding region runs from base 462 to 3695 and encodes 1077 amino acids. The transcript is spliced from 13 exons. Gene Ontology annotation, cellular component: cytoplasm. Lineage: Eukaryota; Metazoa; Porifera; Calcarea; Leucosolenida; Sycettidae. The record is from RefSeq and is a predicted model, not a curated record.
CACCUGAUUCGUGCUACCUCAGUACCUGUAACACCAGAGUGACCUGAGAAGGAACACACGAAGAGGCUAAAACGUAAAAGCAAGAACUUCGGUUUGCGAAAUGCUCUGUUUGUACUGUAUUGCGAAACGUCCAUGCGAACGCGAAGUACAGACCGAAGACUAAGUGGUGGAGUUCUCUAUCGAUGUGCAUGUGGCCGCUCGUAAAGGUCGUAAAGUGUUGGGUUUCUUUAUCCCGCUUUGCGGAUGCUAUCAAACUCCAACACUAACAGGUUAGUAUUGGCAAUCGCCCUUGUCCGGUGACUGUGCCAGGCUCAGCAACUGCCCGCUUUGCGUGCAGUUUUCUUCCUUUCGCCGUCUGGAAUUGCCAUUGGGAGAGGUCGAGAGGAGGCUUGAGUGGCCGCGGUGUUGGCGCCCUCAAAAACUUUUGCUGCGGCGUGAAGCAAUCAUUCUGUUGACCGGCAAUGUCACGGAGAUCGAAGGACGCGGUGAAGGAAGGAUUUCUAGCCAAAUGCCCGCAGAAGGAGGGUCUGCUGAAGAAAUGGAACAGGAGAUUCUUCGUUCUGUUCCAGCAAUCCUCGCAGGAGACAGCCCGGCUGGAGUAUUAUGACGAUGAGUGGAGCUAUGCCCGCCUGGAAAACAAGCGCAUCAUUCCCCUGCGAGAAUGUUCGCCUUCUGGUAUCCUACAAACGCAUGGUGACAAGAAUAACCCCUACGUGUUUGAUGUGAGAACACCAAUCACGUCACAUCGCUUGGCAGCACCAUCUCAGGCUGAUCUCAACUUUUGGCUCCAAGCCAUUAAGGACGUCGUGGAAAAAUGCCACGCCGGCGGCAGCGGGGGCCAGGGCUCUCAGGGGAGAUCGCAGCGGUCAUCACUCGGCAGGUCCAUGACCAUGCCGGCACAUAGAGAUCAACCAACGGUGCGAGUUGCAGGUCACGCCGCUGCGCAGCACGUCCCAGCCACAGCUAUGCCGUCCGACCGGAUGGACGACUUUGGUGACCCGUUUCAAACUGGGUUUGAUACCAGGCAGCACGGUACACCAAGCAUGGGCGGUGCAGUCACUGCCGCAAACCAGGCUGGCGGACCCGCUGAGUUCGGUGGAGCAGAGAAUAGCAUCUACAACUCAGCCGACACGGGUGAGCGUGUCCGAGUGCGGGUCAAGAACACCGACGCUAGCUACCGGCUGGGCUUCUCUGGAGAUGUGUAUCUGAUAGUCACGCCGAGUACUUUGCAGCUGCAGCAUGUGAUGACCGAUGAAAUACUGUGCAGUUGGCCUCUUUGUUACAUCCGGCGUUACGGCAGAGACUCUAAGAAGUUCACCUUCGAGGCAGGACGCCGCUGUGCUGACGUUGCUGGACUGUUUGAGUUUCAAACAAACUUCGGUGACGCCAUAUUCAAGAGAUGCCAGGAUAACAUUGCUCAGCUCCACAGGGAUUUCAAAACACAGGGCGUACUGCCGCCGGGAAUUGCACCCCCGACAAGUCCAACCUCAGCGCCUUCAGCUACGGUGGAGUUCCCGCAACAACCUCAACCGUACCGCUCCAAGAAGAAAUCAGGCCCCGGCAGCACGCACGUGUUUGAUGCGGUCGGUGCCACUCUACCCCGGCCAGCACGUCAACGAACCAGUCUGAACAGUAUGGCCAGUCCUGGGAAUGAUGCGGCAAUGGCAGCAUCUGGGAAUAUACAUCCCGGAGCACAGCAGGCGGCAAUUGCUGGUCCUCCUAAGCCAAUGAGAGCAGGUCGCAAAGCCUCGGACCCUCAACCUAUGGAUGCCGUAUUAUCACCGACCAACACCCCUACCACCGCAGCUAGCCAGCACGUCCCGUACGACAAACUCAAGCCAAGGCGAAGCAGCAGCGGCAUGUUGUCACAAAACCAACCCGCACUGAUCGACCUAUCCGACCCAUCUCCACCUCCUGUCAUGACAUCAGAUGAAGUCCAGAUCAAUCCGUACGCAGAAAUACCGUCUUGGGAUUCCCCAAGCAAUACCGCCACUACCACUGCUGCCAGUACUUCCGUGGCAUCUAGCCAGCCUCGACCAGCCGUCCGCACACGGACUACAGCCGGUGGCACGAAUGGCAGUAGACCAUCAUCCAUGCAGAGGGGAUUUGAUGAAGUCAGCGACCAAAUGUCUGCCCUGGAUCGUGAUCUGCAACAGCUUUCAGAGCAGCUCGAAAUCUCACCCAGCACAAGCAGAAAUACAGUAUCAGCAUCAUCCACCACUACACCCCAUGCUGCAGCUGGGGAUGCACCGAAGCCAGCUGGCAUCCCGAAGAGAAACCCGUUCGCUCGCUCUCCCUCCAUGGAGGAGCAGCAGAGACUCCGCAACACCAACACCACUAAUCCCACUAAUCCGUUCUCACCGGGUGUUGCUGCAGCCGCUCAAUCUCCAACAACCGGGUCGCCAAUUGUGAAGUCACCAUACACGCCAAUGGAUCAGCCACCAAUACCAGUGGCGAACUCACCAUACACGCCAAUGGAUCAGCCACCAAUACCGGUAAAGAAAAAGAAAGUCAAAUCUCCUAUGAGUGAUAAGAACGCCGACUACGAACCCUUUGCUUCGCCUGGUGCGGCCGCUCCACCACUGCCCGAACCCUUUGCUUCGCCUGGUGCGGCCGCUCCACCGCUGCCCGAAAAGAAAGGUUCUGGCAAGGCCAGUGGUGUUAAUGUCUUUGAUGUAGACUAUGAGCAUUACGAAGACCCUCCGUUGCCAGUGCCGUUUGGAAAGCCGCAGACACCGCAUAGCACACCACAGCUGCCUAGCACACCAGGCAAGGGCCAUCGCACGCAACCGGAAGAAGACACUGAUGAGUUUGGAUACACCAAGCAUAUCAGAAGCGGUCAACAACAACAGCAACAGAGUGGUGAUGCACCUCCACCGGCCGUACCCAAGCCCGACUACACCACAGUGCGAUUCCAGGGCGGUAAAGGAGAAGUAGCGACGCCAUCAGCCACUGCAGGGCCACAUAAAUAUGGCAACAUAGGGCAAACAGCUGUGCCCGAUCUAUCCUCCGUGAAACUUCGUAAAACCGAUGUAUCCAGUGACAGGAAUCCAGCAGGCUCUCGGAACACACCCAGUGCCAGUACAAAUGCAGACAGCCAGCAAGCUGCAAGAAGACAGCUCAAUCCCUUUGCACCGGCGGUGCCCGCACCAAUGCCGAAUGGAGAUCUCUUUCACCCGGGCACAGCGGACCCCAAUCAGCUAACCCACACUGGCUACGGCAAUGUCCCCACGGCCGGACAGGUUGCCCCUAACUCAUACGGCAACGUUCCAAGCAGUAACUUGUCUCCAUUUGACCAACUUGACAAUGGGGCAGCAGCCGAGAAACCACCACCACUACCAGUGGACAAACCAGCUGACAUGCUGACACAUACUGGUUACACGAAUGUGAACAGAGAUCAUAGCUCCAUGGCCACGCCGUUUGACGAUGCACCUCCGCCGCCAAUGCCCAAGCCAAGUAACUUGGCCCCGUUGAGGGCUGGCGGCGGCGGUGGUGGUGGUGGUUCCAGCAGCACCAACAGAGCAUACCCCGAGCUAUUUGAUCCAUUCAGCGGAAUACCUGACAGCUCAGCGUACAAGAAUGUCAACAGGCAAAGACCAGCAACAGGCAGUGAGAUACUAGAGACCUAUGAGCAAGUAGAACGCGAUGAUGAGAUUCCCGACAGUGGCUCAGACACAGAGGAUCCUUUUCGCUAGUAAAAUUUAAUAAUAAUAAUAGCAUUGCGGUUCUCUGAUAGCUUUAUAACGGACCAAGACUGAAUGAGAAGCCGGACUUUAAUUUUUCCUUGAGAUUUUGAGUAUUUAGGACAUGGUGUAAGAAUACUAUUUAGCAUUUUUUAGUUAGAACUUUUGCUCGUGAAAAUGUGCAUGCUUUUUUCCCUUCGCCUGCUAUAAUUUAUUCUAACAAUUCGAGUGCCUAGGAAGGAUGGUUCAAGCCAAUUGAAGUGGCCAUAUUUUCCAACAGGCUUCUUUGUGAUCUCUAAGAAAUCCAGUGUCUGCCCCAGCAGUAGCACUCGGACGAAAUAUAAUAUCUCUAAGAAAUUGAAAGGAACGAAAAUAAGAAAUUUGAAUUGGAUGACAAUAUCAAUAAUUUGUAUACUAUAAAGCAUUUCAGUCAAAUAAGUGAGAACUUUGAAAUGUAUUUUUUUGCUGUCACCGCUGCUUGAAUUGGUUCAAAGCAACCGUUUGUCUUGCUCUGUCAGUCACAGUUCCAGCAUACAACAGAAUAGUGGACAACAUCUGCAUAGAGGACAGAGAAGCAAAAGUGAAACAUUCCACGUGGAAAAAAUGAGUUUGGAAACUGA